Menidia menidia (Atlantic silverside) is the source of this 1102-nucleotide messenger RNA. Lineage: Eukaryota; Metazoa; Chordata; Actinopteri; Atheriniformes; Atherinopsidae. The record is from the annotation of a GenBank genome assembly.
UUUCUACGAAGGGGAAGAAGUAAGUGCCUUUUAGGACAUAAAGCCACUGUUUGCCCUGGAGCACUUAGUAGGAGCUACGCCAGACUUCUUUGAAACAUUCGUAUUAUGACUGGAAUAUUCUCAUAAAUGAACAAGAUGUCUUUGUCCAGGAUUCAGAGUCUUAGAGUUGCCGCCGUGCUGGAGGACAUUUCCCAUCAGCUGGAAAUAAUAGGACACUCCAUGACAGCACAAAUCAACAAGGACCAGGGCACAGCUCCUGCCCAGGAGAAAGCCAGGCUUGUCAAGGUGACAAGAGAUUGUCAGAUCGUCACGCAGCAGAUGGCCGAGCUGCGUUUGGAGCUGGAGGAGAAACGGAGUUUCAGCUCUCUGCUACAGGUUGUGGAGAAAGUGCUGCAGAAAAAGGAAGCUCUCGAGAAUGAAAGACAGGCUGUCGUAGAGCUGGGACGGACGAGGGAGGCUGUACUGGAACUCCAACAACAGAUAGAAGACAAUGCUGUGAAGUUGGAAAAGUUGCUAAGACGUCGCUCUAAUCUGAGGGAAAUGCCCGCCAGCAGAAGAGUGACUGUUAAGCCCAUCGUUGUCGAGAGGCCCACGCGGAAAGAAACCCCCGAGGCUGAGAAACUGCUGGAAGAGCAGCUGGAGCUACUGCGGAAAAAACUGAAAGAGGAGAGAAGAGUUCACGAGGAGUCCGAAAGAUUCCUGCAAAAACAGCACAAGGAGCUGUGCGAGGUUCUGCUGCGCUGGCAGCAGAGCACAAAGGCGACGCAGCGGGAGAAGGAGGAGAGGCUCAACAGCGUUUGCUGUAAAAGGACGCUGAACUUGGACAGGUUGAUGGAGAUGAAGAGGAAGUUCAGGGAGAUGGAGCGGGUGGUCAUGGAGGAUAAGGAGGAGCAGGAGAAACUGCGGCGACAGCGGGAAGUGGCCGGAUUCGCCACCAAGCUGCAGGCCUGGUGGAGAGGCUGCAUGGUCCGCCGAGGCCUCGGGCGUUUCAGAAAAGUAGAGGAGGACAAGAAAAGCAAGAAAAAGAAGAAAGGAAGUAAGAAGGGAUGACGUCUGCUUGUUCGUGUGCAGCCCACCAAAUGGAAAAAAAGCACAGUCUUGG